Planococcus citri (citrus mealybug) is the source of this 9092-nucleotide messenger RNA. It is a transcript of the gene bves, whose product is annotated as bves. Lineage: Eukaryota; Metazoa; Arthropoda; Insecta; Hemiptera; Pseudococcidae. Gene Ontology annotation, molecular function: cAMP binding. Gene Ontology annotation, biological process: striated muscle cell differentiation; regulation of membrane potential; skeletal muscle tissue development. Bases 796 to 1857 code for a protein of 353 amino acids. Gene Ontology annotation, cellular component: sarcolemma. The transcript is spliced from 11 exons. The record is from RefSeq and is a predicted model, not a curated record.
AAGAAAAGAAAUUUCAGACAAUGAAGAUCGAUGAACUUUCUGCAAAAUGAAUGGUGCUCGUCCAGCUCGAAAAGUAUUGUUCGGAAGAAUUCGUCACAGAGGUGGAAAAUUAUUCGAAAUGAAGAAUGGGUAACGUAUUUUUCCAAUCUAAAAGUAGAAGAAAUUCGUCGAAUUGAAAUUACCGAUGCGUAAAACUAAAAUGAUCAAAUUCGUCGAGCAAUUUUCUGAUUAUAAAAUUGAAUUCUGGUACCUUUCAGCCUCUGUCUCGUAACGUGGUUGAAGAUCAUUCGAAGGAGUUUUUUCGAACCAUUUUGAAAAGUCGAUCAUACCCAAAACACACAGAUCCGUUCGAAAAAUGGUUCGUUGCGGUCGCUACACUGCGUUAAUUUCUCCAGCUUUCGAGCGAAUGUUUUCUGUUUUCAUUUUGUUGUAUUCGCCACCGCAGAAUUUCGCCUUCAGUGAUAGAAGAUAAUUUACGAACUGCAUUCGCUUGUCGGUAGUUGCUUGCGCGAAAUAUUAUUUAUGAGCUGCUGCAUUUUCUUUCGUUUUUAAUCCUCGUUAUUAUGCGUUUACUCGAUAACCUAACGUAAUGAACGAACCGUUAAACGUGAGCUCUUCGUAACGUGUUUCAAUCGUAGUACCUAUAGUUUUACAAUACAGAAGACUGAAAUUCAAUUCACACGAUAGCUUGGGAAGUCACACAAUGCGCAUUUGUUCGAUCUCACGACACCGCUGAAUCGCCGAAUACGCGACGACGAUGAGAUCAAUCGAUGAUCAAAAUCACCGCAUACAACAAUGAACGACAGCGAUUCCACCACCGUAGUGCAACAGACCAUUGCUACGAUAGCUUCGCUAAACGAUAACGAUACCAGUUGGCUGAAUAGAACGGUCGAAGAUAUCCAGCUGCAAUUAUUCACUAUAUUCGGCGUACCGAAAUGCGCCAAUUUCCACUCGUUUAAUCACACGUUUUUCCAACUGGCCAACGUAUUCUUUCUGCUGUCGUGUUUGGCUACGUAUAGCAAAUGCGGUAUAUUGUAUUUAAGAUGCAUGCUGCUCAUCGGCUGUGUUUUCUUCGGUAUUUGGGGAUACGAGAUAUUGUGCACUUUGGACGCGUUACUGUGGAACUUGCUGUUCAUCGUCGCCAACACCGUACACAUCGUCGUGCUUUUAUUCAAACAGUGGCCGGUUCGGUUUAGCAACGAAGUCGAAGAUCUAUACAUCGAGGUGUUCGAACCGUUGAAAGUUAGUCGCAAACAAUUCAAGAAAUUGUUGCAAUGCUUGAAAACCAUCAAGUACCUCAAAUACCAGGAGAUAUAUGCUCAAGAAAAAGUUACCAGAGUUGAAUUCCUUUCGGUUGUGUUGUCUGGAAAAUUAGUCAUCUCGCAGCAAGGACGAGCGUUGCAUAUAGUUUUUCCACAUCAGUUCCUAGACUCACCCGAAUGGUUCGGCGUAUCGACGGAUGAUUUCUUCCAAGUAUCGAUAACGGCGAUGGAAGAAUCAAAAAUUCUGCUGUGGCAUCGCGAUAAAUUAAAGCUUUCUAUUAUCAGCGACAAGUUCCUUCAAACGGUGUUAGAUCACAUAUUAAGCCGGGACGUCGUAAAUAAAUUAAUUCAGGUGAACGAAGCGGUUACAGCAUCGAUGAACGGUCAUCUACCAAAUAAUUACGACGACGAUGCAUCGUUUUGUGAUAAUAAAUCGUUAAUGAUAGUAAAAAGAGCCGGCGAUGGUAGCGGUAUCACUGCUCUGAUUAGCAGACAGUUACAAGGUGACAUCGGCAACGAACUCGCACCGCUAUUGUACAAAGGAGCAAAUUUUCAGCAUAAUGAUCGAAUUUCUAAACUAGCUCUACACACAUAGCUAACAAAGGUAGCGUGGACACAUGCCCAUGAAAAUUUGUCGACUGUAAAUUUGAGUGCCACGAUUGUUAUUCGACUUGCCUAUUCAGUAUUUUCAAAGGAAUCAAGUUUUUAAUGGAAUACAUUGUAUAGAUUGCGUAUUUUUUCCCCGCUGAUGUUUCAAUUUGUUGACCACAAAAAGGAGAAAAAAAUUCGUCUAUUUUUGUUUUAACGUUGGAGUAUUUUACGUUGUUUAAUUUAUUUUCAGUGUGGCUUGAAAUUUUUUUAUUUUAUUCGAGCUUAUUAAUUUUUUUGUAUUUGUUUUUUAAUUUUUUUUUAAAUUUCCUAUUUUUUGAACAUUUUUUACCCGAUUAUGUACCUACAUUGGAACCUUGUUCAUAGUGAAUUGUGAUAAUUUAGAUUCAUUAGUGUAAAAACGUCUAUAAUAUCAAACUGAAACCCUAUCCUGGGCUGUGCCAUGAGAAUCUCGGCCCUUGAAACGAAUAAUGAGAACCCCCCCCCCCUUAUAAUUAUUGGUCAUUUAAAUUAAUGGGAAGGACCCUGAAUUUCUCUAAAAGGGUCAAAGUUUUGCUCCAAAACCUACUAAAUGCCAUCUAAAAUGCGAUUGAAAACUGUGUUUUGCUUCAAAAACUACUAAAUGAAAAUUUUGUUUCAUAACCUACAAAAUGCAUGCUUGUUUUUUUCUUCAAAACCUGCUAACUGCAAUUUUUACAAAAACAGAAUGUAUUUUUAUUACUUUAAAGGAAAAUACGUACAAAAAACAUAAAUUAUAUCGUUUCGAUUAAAAUAAAUCGAAGAGGAAACGUACAUAGAAACUAAAUAAUACCAUUUUGAUUAAAAUAAACCAAAUAAACGAAACAAAACUUAGGAUAGAUCAAUCUUCAUAACUCGUGCAUCAUUAUUCUUCUUCGGACACGGAGGUAAUUAUUGUGAAAAUCACACAUUUCAUUUACAUUAAAAUAAACCAAAUACACAAAACAAAACUUAGAAUAGAUCUUCUUAACAUGUUUAUCUUUACGAUUCUUCGGACAUGGAGGUAAUUGUGAAAAUCUCGCGUAAAAACUCAAAUCAGCAACACCUAACUUCCUACUACUAUAUCAACUGAAGUCUAGACAGCAUUUAUAGUUUGAUGUUCCUUUUUCAGAUCAGCAAUUUCUGGGGAGAGACUGUGUACCAAAUUCAAUAUGUUGUUAUUGGAUUGGUUUUGCUGUUGAGGUUGCACAGUUUUUUCCUAUGUUCCAUUGAUAGUUAUUGUUAGACAUUGAUGUCCAAAUUCCCAUUCAUGAUGCUGGAUACGGAUUUCAGUCACUGUAUUGGACGUUAAAUUCACCGGUUCUUCGAUUUCCAGGCCUUCUAGGAUUUUUACCAACUUCCAAAAAUUGUUAUAGCCUUUGACUUUUGGCCAGCAGCUGAUCUAAUCAAUACUGGAACUUUUGCUUCUUAUGAUCUAGUCCUUUGAUGGACUCGUAACACUAAGCGAUCUUGUAGGUUCAUUUUGGCGUUUUAGCUGUUUUUCUUCUUUAGACUGUGUCGCCUUCUUGACUUUUCAUUUAACUCGAACAGCAGGGCUUUUUUUUUACAUAUGAAUUUUCUCAACUUCAGAAUCACGAAGAAUCUUAUGAUUGUACACUACUUUCUGUUGUGAAUAUGCAGUUCAAAUCCUAUAGUUUCAUAAUGUCGAUCAGGUUUGUUUGUUAAUUAAUAAAUAAAUAAAGACGAGACGGAUGCUAAGAAUUAAAUUAAUUAAAAAAAAAAAAGAAAAUUACACUUAAGUGAGAGUAAGAAAACUUUAAGAAAAAUGAAAACAAAUAUUACGAAAUUCCUUUUUGUCAAACUUAUGAUGGAGAUUCCCUUUUUUUUCCAACAAUGAUUUUGCCAUACAGCAUGGAUAAAUAUUAUUACCGUAAGUACCCUUGGCAUUGUGAUUGGAUUUUCUCCUAAACAAAAGAACAACACUGUGUGAGCCAUUUUACAUGUAUAUAGUGUUCCAAAGAAAAGAUAAAAGUGUGAGAUUGAAGUCUAAUUUUAGUGAUUUGAAUAAAAUGUCGAACGUUAUCUUACCUUCAGCGUCUAGAUUUAUGCGAAAACUGAAUAACGUGAUAUUUGCUGCGAUCCUAAUUCUUCCAUGCCGAAUGACAACAGGAAUGCUGUAAGUUCAUUUGGGUUACCAAUUUUGUUAAUCUCGCGUUCCAUUUUUAACAAACUUUUCUUUUUACACUUUCAACUUUCAAAUUCACUUAUAGGAACAAUUUUUUUCUUCUUUUACUUACUUACUUGAAGUAAUACUUUUUAACAAACUAUUCAACUCAAUGACACAAGGUAUUCUGUCCUACCUACUGCGCCAAAAAUAAUUCUGUUAAGUUCCUCUGAGUCAAAAUAAAUAAAAAUUAGUAACAUUUUAAACAGGGAUGGAAGAGCCUUGAAUUCAGGGCUCCCGCUCUUGGCUCUGGCUCAGCUCCCCGCAAGUUUCAGCUCUGGCUCGCUCUUGGCUCUUGGCACUUUUUCUUUACAUGAGCUCUUUGGCUCCUUGCUCGCUCCUCAAUUCUUUCCGACUCCGCUCUUUGACUCUCGACUCCCUCUUCCAAUUUCUCGGCUCCCACUCCAGCUCUGGCUCUGGCUCUUGGCUCUUUAAAUUAGAGUUCAAAAUUCGUGAAAAACGAUGAAAAAAAUGAAAAUACACUGCAUUUAUUUUCAUUUCAUUUCUCAAUGAGGAAAAAAACUUAGAAAUUCUUCAUUUUCUUCACAAAUGUGAGUUAAAAGUUGAAUUUUUGAUAAAAUUGUGCGCAUUUUUCAACUUUUUUCUCUACUUUUAGGGAGCCAAAGAGCCUGAAAAAUUUUGUGGGCUCCCACUCGGCUCUGGCUCUUUCCAGGUUAAAGACUCCUUAUGAUGAUGGCUCUCUUGAGUAAAAUAAGGAGCUCUUUUGCAAGAGAGCUCGUGAUGUUUUUCUGCACUUUCAUUUAUUUGGCUCUUGGCUCUGGCUCUAGCUCCUCAAAAAAUCCGGCUCUUUCAGACUCUGGCUCCGGCUCGCUCCCGGCUCUUCCAUCCCUGAUUUUAAAUAAAAUUUAAUCAUGCAAUUUUAGACAUAAAAGACAAAUAAAAUUCUAAAAUAAUACAUGCAUAAAUAAUUAAAUCAAUUUACAACAACAUCGGGUUCAUUUUAAUAAAAUAAAUAGUAGCUGAAUGGAAAAAAUUUGAAUUGAAAAAAUCGGCAGUUGGAAUGCUGGCGUAAUUGAAGAUAUCGAAUUUUUGCAGCUAGCUUCUCACAAAAUUGAGAUAAACUUGAAAUAUCAGUUUUCGUGAAUUGAAUAAAAUAUUUUGACUUGAUAAUAUUGAAAUCUUAUUGUUCUUGAAUUUUAAAUAUUUAACAAUGGACAAAAUAGUUAAACUCAGUGAAAAUUGAACUAAAUUUUGAUUUCUAUGUAAAAACUCAAAUUUCUGCAACUUUAAAUAUUAUGCUUUGACAGUAAGAACCUUGAGGAUUUGCAAUUCAACACUGACUGUUUGACUUGACAAAAACAGAGAAAGAACUGGACAAUUUUGUAGUGAAUCUGCAAGUAUUUAUAAUAAAAGGGUCAAAAAAUGGGCAGAAACAUGGGUAAAAAAAAAUGUGGUGCCAGUUUGGCGGAGUAUGAUCUCAUCGAUAUGACAAUUUCACUCAAAGGUGUUCUAAAAACAGAACCUUUUAAACUUUACAUGAAAUUCACAUUUGGGUGGCUGCUGAAUUAUAAUGGAAAAUCGCAAUAAAUUAGCAGCAGGCCACCAAAAGGUGCAAUAAAUGUCAAAAAAGGUGCAAUAAAUGUCAAAAAAGGUGUUUUAAAGGAAACAAACAAGAAGGCUUAAAGUGUCGAAUGCGUCGAGAGUGAGGAAUCAUGAAAUUCGCAUAACAGCGCAGUGGGCUAGUGGGUAUAGGAAAGGGAGAGAAAAAAACACUGUGAAGUAUCGUACAUAACUACCCCUAACAUACUGGCCUAUUGGUACCCAAGUAUUCCUCAACAUGUAUCUUAUGCAAUUGUCUUAGAAAUAAGUGCAAUGUAAUUAAAUAAGAAUAGGAAUCAAUAAAAAUAGUUGUCGAAAUGCAAUAUAAUUGUAUUUAGGUACAUAGCAGGUAUGUAAUGUGAUUUAAUAUAAGUGCAUAUCAAAAUUAAAAGUGCAUAAAAGGAGCUGAAUUGGGGCGAAUAUAACAUAAAACACAAUUUAUAUUAUUUUUCAAUACAUAAACAAACUUUACAUAUUGUACAAUUAAAUGUUGGCCAACUUUUUGAACAAAAAGUGGCACCUUCCAGUUUCUAUUAAAUUGGGAAAAUGAUCAAUCUCGUUGAUGCACACUGAAUUUGAUGGAAGAGGUACUAAGGCAUUUUUAGCAACCAAUUUUGGUUUUAUAGAAUUUUGUAAACUAGUGCUAGUUCAACCAAGUUUCACUUUUCUAGCUCUUACUAAUGAACUGGCAAUUUCAUACCAGAAUUUUUUCAAUCAUAUUCUUCACCUGUUUGCUCAUACUUCUGCUAUAUUAUAGUAACCAUCUGCUUAGAGAAGUUUGCUUUGGCCUUCUCAAAGCAUUUGUUUUUGCAAAUCUUUUUGAUGUAAGAUUCAGCUGACGUAUAAUCAAAAGAUCAAAGAUAAUUCAUCAAUUGAUAUGUUUUGAAGCCGGCGCAUAAAUCGACUUUUGCUUCAGACGGCGUAAUGCCCACUUCUUUCACAAAACGUAACUUUUCAUAAACAUACUAGAAUGGCGCUUCAUUUGGGUUCUGUUUGUAAAUGUCUUGAGAAACAGCUCUUCGAAUUUUUCCCAUGUUGAAAAUUUGUCUUGAUGAAAGAGCAGCCAGCUCUUGGCAGCACUUUAGAGCUUACUUCAUGCAGUAUCAGAGUUUGAUUUUGGCGGGCCACUGGUUAGUUCUCAUUCUCAACUUCGUUUUGAAGCUGGACAACCAUUCCUUGGCCUCUGGGACAGAAACGUUGCCAUGAAAAUUCGGUACAUUGGUAGUCUGAUAGCCGCUGCCAGCAAUUUUUAACACAACUGUUAGGGUGAUAUGAGUAAAAACGCAAAAUUUCAUAAUCGCGCAAUAAAAUUGCAUUAUGAAAAAUUACACUGUAUAACAUCUGACUCCAUACUAAACUAUAAAAACGAAUAUGUCUCGUAAGAAAUUACCACUACUACUACACAAAAUAUAGAUUCUACUGUGUACUAAUACUAACUAUGUAUAACUCCUCAUACAAGGUUAGGAACUAUGUUUUCCGAAUAUAGCUGAUUGAUGCUGCCAAGAUGCACCUAGAGAUGCUGGCGAGCAACAUACUGCUUAGAUAGGGAAGGUGGAAGGGUGAGACGAGGUACUGGAACACUGGAACACCCUUGGUGGGAGACUUCUAACGUGGAUGUGUGAGAAAAGGCAGGAACGUGAUUUGUAACCAGUACCUACCCCUAUAUCAUCCGCGAGGUACUAAGAUAGAAACGGCUGAAGCCAGUUUCUGUACUGGGGCGCGAGAGCAUGGAGAAACGGUUGGUACCUCAUUUCUAACUGGCAGGAGAACAAACUGGAACUAUCUUAACAGAAACUUCAAAAUUCUCGUUGUCAUUUUGAGAAUUUUGCUUUCUUGUGUUUCCCAUGAUUGAUGGAAAACACUCACAAUUGGUUUAUAGUGAGAAUGGACAUUAAAAAUGGUAAAAACGGACUUUUUUGGUAGGCAUUAUUGACACAAAUAUGCAAAAUUUGUGAAAAAAUUGCAAAGUACCAUUGAUGCGACUUCAUUCCAGUUCUGUAUAAUGAAACGAACAUAUCUGUGAGGUCCAUAUCUCCCAUAUUUUGGUUAUAUACUUUCACAAUUUUGGGCAUUGUGCACUAAUUUCUUCCAUUAUUGAGGUGGCUUAAUAAUGCAUGUAGUGCAUUGAUUCAUUAGUUUUGAUGCAUCACCCCAGACCUAAUAAUUAUGGGGUUUCAGUUUGAAUAUUCAUCGAUGUUAAUAAAACAACACUUGAUAUUAAAUUUUAUUCUUUAAUCAUUAUUUUCAGUGAAUGAUAUAAACGCUUGGCGAUUGGGUAAAAUAGACGAAGUUGAUUUUGAAACGUCCGUUUGAAAAAAUAAAGGAUCUCGUUAUAUGAAUUAUUUUCUACAGAAGAGUUGUGUAGGUUUUUGUUUUGUUCUUUUGUUUUUCCUCAACGUACAAAAAUAUUUUGUUUUUGGUAUAAGUUUUAUAAUACUUACUAAUUAAUAAUCUUCCUAAAAUUUAAGCAUUAAUUUUUGUAACUCGUGUAAACCAUGUUGUAUUUUUUUUCUCGGUAGUUGAUAAAACUAACUUGUGUUUGUUUUGUGUGUAUGUAAUUUGAUACAAAAAAUUUAUUUUUUCAAUUGUACACAAUUACCUUGAAAAAGAAAAAGAUUUUAUAAUAGAUUAAGUCCGAGGACAAAGUUUCCUUCGAAUGAAAGUAUUGUUUUGUAUUGCGUAUACUUUUAUACUUAGUUUUUAAUAUGUUUCUCAAGUUUAUUUCUAUUUUGUGCCACAAGUUCUGAGAACAUUGUAAGCUACCACAGAGUGAAAGGAUAACGUGAGGGUUGUUUUUUUUCUUCGUUUUGUUCUUAGUCUUACUAUUCUAAUCAUUAAAUGUAAGGUGUUUUUUUUAAUAUUCUUUGAGUUUUGAGUAGUUGAAUUUUCUAAUUGUAUAAUGAUAGACCUGGUUUGCCUUCCUUUUGUAGUUGCGUCAUCUCUGGUUUCGUUGCAUUUAUGUAGUAUGGGGAUUGUAAUUUUGUAGUUACUCGCACAGAUCCGUAUAUUUUUGAAAUUUUUUUAUACUAAAGGGGACCAUUGUGUUAUUUAACGCGCAGCUAUUGGGAGGGUUUUUAUAUCGCCUUCGUGGUCUUUUUUUUCUAGUCCUUAUUUUUUCAAUCCCACUAUUUAUAGGGAGCUUCUCAAAAUAGUAUCUGAAUGAUUUUCGUUUUGUUUUAGGAGUGUUUUAAGUAGUGUAUUUUUCUUUUUUUUUAUAUUCAAAGUAUUAACAUCACUGUAAUGUCAACCUCUGUGGUAUUAAUAAAUCAUUAUUAAAUGUGAUAUUUUCAGAUUAUAACUAUACUGUAUUAUUAGUUUUGUUUUUCUGUUGUUGUUUUAAUUUUUUUUUUUUGUAAUUGUAUUAAGGAAGUGAACGUACGCUACGUAUUUUAAUGGAAAUUGAAUUUGUAAUGAAAGUGUACCUAUGGAUAAUUUUAUAAAGAAUAUCAAUGAGUAAAAUAAAGAUUGAUGAAACUGAA